CCACCCUUUGAUGUUGCACACCAGGCCUUCUCUUUCCUUUUUGACCUAAGCACUGCUUGUGCUUUCUUGAAAUGGAUUGAUAGUAGAUUAUUUGAAAAUCUGUACUGGUCAUACUCGUUAAAAAAAGUUGAUCACAGUUGUCAAUUUGACAUGUGACAUAAAUUUUCGCGCCGUUAUCUCAUCUCAUGUCAUGCAUGUCUGACUGUAAACAUUUUGUUUUCCGUGAGAAAAGUGUGGUAAUUUCUGGAUAUUAAUGUGCCCCGUGUUGUUAUGUGUAACUUUUUGAAACCGGCACCAUGAAUGAUGUCCAGGUGUUCAUCGACCGCCAACUCGGCAUAUGUAGGGGAUGGAACUACGACAGCGUGGUGCGGCGGCUGAUGGUGCGGCCGGAGGAGUCGUUCUACUACUACGGGCUGCAGUCGGGUGAGGCGGCGGGGGCGGGCGCGGGGGAGCAGGACCCGCCGAUCUUCGCGUGCCGGUUCGCGGAGUGCGGCGGCUUCGAGCACCUGCUGGCGCUCGCCAACGAGGACGGCCGCGUCGCCGUGCAGAACACGGAGCACGUGGGCUCGGGCUCGUCGCUGGACAGCUUCCAGUGCCACAACAACGCCGUGUUCGACCUCGCGUGGCGCCCCGGCGCGCUCGGCUUCGUCACCGUGUCCGGCGACCACACGGCGGCGCUGUGGGACCUGGCGGGCGGGGAGCCGCGCCGCGCCGCCGUGUUCGCCGCGCACUCGCGCUCCGUGAAGACGGCGGUGUUCCGGCCGGGCGACGGCGCCGUGUUCGCGACGGGCGCGCGCGACGGCGCCGUGCUGGUGUGGGACGUGCGCGCGCCGCGGCCGGACCAGCGGCUCGCCGGCUGCCACGCGCCGCCCGCGCCGCGCCCCGCGUCGCACGGCAAGCGGCCGCGCCUCGAGCCGCCGCGCGCCGCCUCCGUCACGGCGCUCGCCUUCCAGGACGCGCACACGCUGGUGUCGGCCGGCGAGUGCGACGGCAACAUCAAGGUGUGGGACCUGCGCAAGCACUACUCGGCGCACACGCGGUCGCCGCUGCCGCGCCACGCCAUCCCCUACUGCGGCUCGUCGGCGCGCCGCGGCUACUCGGCGCUGCUGGCGCGCGGCGUGCGGCUGUUCGCCUCGUGCAUGGACGGCGUGGUGUACUGCUUCAACGUGGCCACGUACAGCGCGCUGCCCGAGCGCCGCUACGUGGGCCACGAGAGCGGCUCGUUCUACAUCAAGGCGGCGCUGAGCGGCGACGGGCGCUACCUGGUGUCGGGCAGCAGCGACAAGCUGGCGUACGUGUGGGGCGCGGCGUCGGGCGCGUGCGUGGCGCGCCUGGCGGGGCACCGCGCGGAGGUGACGUGCGCGGCGUGGGGCCGCGGGCUGGCGCUCGUCACGUGCGGCGACGACGCGCGGCACCUGCUGUGGCGCGUCGGGCCCGAGGAGCUGCCGGAGGACGAGCGCGUGCUGCUGGCGGGCCGCGCGCUGCCCGCGCCGCCGCCGCCCCGCGCCGCGCGCGACGCCACGCCCCACUCGCUCAAGCGACGCCGCGCCGACACGCCGGCCUCCCGCCCGCGCUCCCCGCGCGCCCCCGCCCGCCCGGAGCGCCGCCCCACGGCCACCAAGCGCUGCCUCGUCGACAUGAUGAACGCCGCGCGCGACGACGAGCCCGCCGGCAAGCGCGCCCGCGCCUCGCCGCCCCCCGCGUCCACGCCCCCCGCGUCCCCCGCGCUGCUGGCGGCGGGCUGCAAGCGGCGCCUGUCCUCGCCCGGCUCGCCCGGCAAGCGGCCCUGCGGCGACGCGGACUGGCCCGCGCUGUCCCCGCGCGCCGGCGCCUCCUACACCACGCCCACCAAGAACUACGAGCGAGCGGCGAGCGGCGCCCCCUCCCCGCGCACCCCGCUGGCCGCGCGCUCCCCGCUGUCGCCCAGCUCGGCCGCGAACCGCUCCCCCCCGGGCGGCGCGGGGGGCGGGGGGGGCGCAGGGUGGCGCACGCCCACGCGGGACCUGCCGGACUACGCGCGCGACGGCGCGGCGCCGCACCUGCGCCUCAUGUCGCCGGGCCGCAAGCGCGCCGACACCACGGACUGGCUCACCCGCCUGUCCCGGCAGCGCGCGCCCCCCGCCCCCCUCGCCGAGCCCCCCGCCACCCCCGCGCCGCCCGUCCGCCGACCCUCCACCACAGACAAGACGCCCAAGAGCAGCACCAAAACUAGAACGCUACUGAAAUAUUUCAGUGUCGCCAGUAAGGAGAAUAAGUAACUGCCAUAGAUUAAGGACGUGAAGGCUUCAUUAAACGAGGCGUGGCUCGCACGACCCGCUCCGUUUCAUAGAAUUUUAUCUAAUUUUAACUUAACGGUUGCUUAGUGUUUUUAAGUUUUCUAUGAUCCUUGGUCAUUGACCGUUUCACUGAGGUCAUAUUGCUCGACUGACGUGACUCGUACUAUACAUAUAAUAAGGGUAACUGAUUAUAUAUGCCACUCUUUAAAUUAUAUACACAUGCAUUUAAUAAAUAGGUACAUAAUUUUAAGGUUGACUAAAUACUAAAACAUGCCUGUUAUUAGGCCCAGUAUAAUAUGACAUACUAGUCAAAGUUCACUGAGCUAUAAAUUUAAUAUACGAAAAAAAACAUGGAGCAGUAUCAACUAUAACCCACCAUUAAGUUGAUGGUCUCGAAAUAAAUGCUUAUGUUUUACUAUUGUUAACUGCUAAUAGUCGUGAUUUUAUCUCAGUUUGGGACGUUUUUUGAUCGGGGUACUUACUUUAAUUAAUUUAUCGUGUUCCUUACCUACACGGCGGCGACCCAGUGUCACUCCCUCGCAGAUUGGAACAGCUAUGUCGCUUACUGUAGUUUUAAAAUGGUUCUCAAACGAUUUACCUAAUUUGUGUUGUGCUCCAUCAGAGAAACCCUGAGCAUAGCUUUAUUCUUGGCCAUCAUUAUUAAAAGUAAGUAUACUGUUCUUCUUGACGCAAUGAAUUAUAUUGUCAGAAGUUUAGAGGCUCUAUCAUAAGCUGAAUCAAGUGAAAUGUGGUAAAUACAAAAACUAAAUCUCUGAAAAUUUAUGUUAUAAAAAGUAUGAAUGAAUGUAUAUUUGGUUGUUUAUGGUUUUAAAAGGUAUAAAAUGCUGUUUGCAUUGAAGCAUUUUUACAUUGUGAUCUUAGCGAAUAAAAAAGUUAUUAAAGGCUAAUUUA
Plutella xylostella (diamondback moth) is the source of this 3188-nucleotide messenger RNA. It is a transcript of the gene l(2)dtl, whose product is annotated as WD40 domain-containing protein denticleless. Gene Ontology annotation, molecular function: protein binding; protein-macromolecule adaptor activity. Gene Ontology annotation, cellular component: nucleus. Gene Ontology annotation, biological process: mitotic G2 DNA damage checkpoint signaling; proteasome-mediated ubiquitin-dependent protein catabolic process. The record is from RefSeq and is a predicted model, not a curated record. NCBI's taxonomy places the organism in Eukaryota, Metazoa, Arthropoda, Insecta, Lepidoptera, Plutellidae.